Molecule: messenger RNA, 1745 nt
Organism: Emiliania huxleyi CCMP1516
Lineage: Eukaryota; Haptophyta; Isochrysidales; Noelaerhabdaceae
Exons: 1
Coding region: 329-1648 (439 amino acids)
Source: RefSeq, a predicted model, not a curated record
UGUGACAGCAUCGACGACAAUGACUGGCUCGAAGCCAGCGAUCGUCGUACUCGGCGGCUCUUUCAGCCCGGUGCAUGCCGGCCACCUCGCAGCCCUCGAGCGAGGUCGGCAACUGGUGCAGCGUGACGGCUUCUGCGUGGUCGCUGGUUUUUUUGCUGUCGCGCACGAUGGACACGUGCGCAGCAAGUUCCGCCAGCGUGGGGAAUCCAGCGAGCUCGCAUUUGAUGCGGCAUGGCGGCUUCGCAUGUGCAAUGCCAUUGCGGAGUCGGUUGAAUGGCUCCAGCCAACGCCAAGAACAUUCGGCUCUGCGAAAGAGUGCGGAGCGGCAAUGGCGGAAGAGUUCGGGCCAAACAUCACCAUCAUCACCGUAAAAGGCAGCGACGCGCCGCUGCUGACCUUUCGCGGCGAGCCCCUCUCGUCGACGCUUGUUCGGCGCAAGAUGCGAAUGGGUGGCGUGCCUGCUCUUCGUCGGCUGGUCGCAGACAGGGUGCUGCCGGCGCCGGUGCUGGAGGUAUUGGCAGAGCUGUUGGAAGCCAGCAAUGAAGACGAAGGUUGUGGUGAAGGUGAGGGCGAGGACGAUGAAGAGUGCGAGGACGAGGACGAGGACGAGGACGAGGACGAGGAAGAGGGCGAGGGCGAGGGCGAGGGCGAGGGCGAGGGCGAGGGCGAGGGCGAGGGCGAGGACGAGGGAGCGGACGAGCAGACUGCGCGCCUCACGAAGGGCGAACGUGCCGCCAUUGGGACGUCGACGGCCGACAUCUGCAGCGAGGGCGUCUACACCACCGAGCGCGGCACUGUCGUCGACGUCACUGAGCGCAUGCAAGCCUGCGUUGAUGGCACGACGAUGAAGCUGCCGGCUCGUGCCGCAGCUAUUAGCGCGGCGACCGAAAUCGAGGUUGUCAACGAGGGCACGCUCGGGGCCGCUCGUCGAUUGCAUCGUAUGGGCCACAGUGUCGUCGCGCUCAACUUUGCCUCUGCGCGAAACCCCGGCGGCGGCUUCAUGUCUGGCGCCGAGGCGCAGGAGGAGAACCUCGCCCGUAACUCGCUGCUCUACGCGGCGCUAACAUCAGAGGCCGCGAGGCCGUUUUACCACGCGCACAAUAAUGGGGAGCGCAACGGCGGACUCUACUCGCACGCAGUCAUCUACUCGCCAGCGGUGCCCAUCAUCCGCACUGAAUACGCCGGCCGGCUGCUGGAGUCACCAUGGCCACUCAGCUUUAUCACUGCCGCCGCACCCAAUGCUGGCGCUGCGCGCAAGAGGCGUGUGCGCCAGCAGGACAUCUCGGCCGCCCUCGCUGAGCGGGCCGAGCGUGUGCUCCGUGUCGCUGCUGGCAACGGCCACAGCGCCCUCGUCCUCGGUGCGUGGGGCUGCGGGGUGUUCCAGAACGACCCUCGCAUGGUUGCGGGCGUCUUUUGCGCGCUGCUCCGCGGCAAGUACCACGGCGCCUUCGAGCGAGUCACGUUUGGCGUGAUCGGACCCGUCACCAAUCGGUCGCCGUUCGAGGAGUACUUUGGCGCGGGCACGCACGCGCUGUUGGCACCGCCCGGUGUGCCGCGGGCAGUGAUGAUGGGCCGCACCCGUCGCAGCGAAGCCAGAAAAGGGCGGCGCACAAGCCAGCGUCAUUUUCACGCCGACCACCUUGCCUGACUCGCUGCCUUGGCGUGGUGCGCCGCAUGAAGGGGACAACAGUACUGACGUAUACUAGAGUCGGUCCUGGUAGAAUAUCAACCAAGACCAUACUCGC